AGUUGUAGUUCUCACAGUUUCCAGCCUGCGGACAGACAGUCACCACCGGACUCCUUUCCCGUGCUCCUCUGCGCGGUUCCACUUGGACCCGUUCUGAGGGGCUGGGAGUUGCUGCGGUGUUGGCUGUGCUUUCCCUCCAGUUUCCACGAGCUUGGGAGCGGCCGCUGAGCCCCGGCGCGAACGGAGGACUUGCGUUCCCCUACUGACCGCAACCCGGAGGGCGGCGAGGAGCUACCACCAUGAUCACCGGGGUCUUCGGCAUGCGCGUGUGGGCCCCGGUGGGCGCCCUGACCUCGCUGGCGUACUUCUUCCACCGGCAGCGGAUAGCAUUGGCCGAGCGGCGGCCAGCCGACGGCCAGCGUCCUAUUGAUCGCAGCCUGCUGGAGCUGAAAAUGGUACAGGUCGUGUUUCGACACGGGGCGCGGAGUCCUCUCAAGGCGCUCCCGCUGGAGGAGCAGGUAGAGUGGAGCCCCCAGCUAUUAGAGGUCCCUCCUCAAACUCAGUUCGAUUACACGGUCACCAAUUUAGCUGGUGGUCCCAAACCACAUUCUUCUUAUGAUGCUCACUACCACAAGACCACCCUGAAGGGGGGCAUGUUUGCUGGGCAGCUGACCAAGGUGGGCAUGGAACAGAUGUUUGCCUUAGGAGAGAGAAUGAGGAAGAAAUAUGUGGACGCCAUCCCCUUUCUUUCAUCAUCCUUCAAACCCCAGGAGGUCUUUGUUCGUUCCACUAACAUGUAUCGGAAUCUGGAGUCUACUCGUUGUUUGCUGGCUGGGCUUUUUCAGCGUGAUAAAGAAGGAUCGAUCAUCAUCCACACUGAUGAGGCAAGCUCUGAAGUCUUAUACCCCAACUACCAGAACUGCUGGGGCUUGAGACAGAGAACCAGAGGCCGGAGGGAAGCUGCUGCUUUGCAGCCAGGGAUCUCAGAGGAUUUGAAGAAGGUGAAAGAAGGGAUGGGCACUGACAGUAGUGAUGAAGUAGACUUCCUUAUUCUCCUAGACAAUGUGGCUGCUGAGCAGGUACACAAUCUCCCCAGCUGCCCCAUGCUGAAGAGAUUUGCUCAGGUGAUUGAACAGAGAGCUGUGGACACAGCCUUAUACAUCCUGCAACAGGAAGACAGGGAAGGUCUGCAGAUGGCAGUUGGCCCAUUCCUACACAUCCUAGAGAACAACCUACUGAGGGCUAUAGAACCUGCCCUUCCAACCAGCAAGACCAGAAAACUGUACCUCUAUGCAGCUCAUGAUGUGACCCUCAUGCCUCUCUUAAUGGUUCUGGGGACUUUUGAUCACAAAUGGCCUCCGUUUGCUGCUGAUCUGACCAUAGAACUCUACCAGCACCAGGAAUCUAAGGAGUGGUUUGUGCAGCUCUAUUACCAUGGAGAGGAACAGCUGCCAAGAGGUUGCCCUGACAAGCUUUGUCCACUGGACAAAUUCUUGAACACCUUAUCACUGUAUUCCUUGAGCCCGGAGAAAUACCGCGUGCUCUGCUCCCGAGCACAGGAACUGGAACUUGGAAAUGAAAAGUGACUGAUUCAUGCAAAUAACUUGACUUUUAAAUACAAGCUUUUCUACCGUACCUCCAGCUUUGAGUGUUUGGGAAUGGGGCACGAGUUAAAGUACAUUACUGUAAGGUAAGGAUAUUUCCUUCCUAUAACUAUAGUAAAUUCUUUUUUGGAAAAAAAAAAAAAGUGUUAUGUUGAAA
This is a messenger RNA of Chinchilla lanigera (long-tailed chinchilla), 1701 nucleotides long. RefSeq names its product acid phosphatase 6, lysophosphatidic (gene Acp6). The transcript is spliced from 11 exons. Gene Ontology annotation, biological process: dephosphorylation. The coding region runs from base 240 to 1526 and encodes 428 amino acids. The record is from RefSeq and is a predicted model, not a curated record. Lineage: Eukaryota; Metazoa; Chordata; Mammalia; Rodentia; Chinchillidae. Gene Ontology annotation, molecular function: phosphatase activity.